Molecule: messenger RNA, 945 nt
Organism: Sorex araneus (European shrew)
Lineage: Eukaryota; Metazoa; Chordata; Mammalia; Eulipotyphla; Soricidae
Product: olfactory receptor 5J2
Exons: 1
Coding region: 1-945 (314 amino acids)
Biological process (GO): sensory perception of smell; G protein-coupled receptor signaling pathway
Cellular component (GO): membrane
Molecular function (GO): odorant binding; G protein-coupled receptor activity; olfactory receptor activity
Source: RefSeq, a predicted model, not a curated record
AUGGCUGAAGAGAAUUUUACUGUUGUUACUGAGUUCAUCCUCUUGGGAUUGACAGAUCGGGAUGAACUGAAAGUUUGGCUGUUUGUGUUGUUCCUGGUAGUUUAUACAGUCACUUUGGUGGGAAAUCUGGGCAUGAUCUUCAUAAUCCGAAUCACUCCCAAACUCCACACUCCCAUGUACUUUUUUCUGAGUUGCCUCUCCUUGGUAGAUGCCUGCUACUCAUCCACAAUUGCACCCAAGAUGCUGAUUAACCUCAUGGUUGUAAAGGGAACCAUUUCUUUCACUGCUUGUAUCAUACAGCAUUUGUGUUUUGGAAUGUUUGUUACAACAGAAGGCUUCCUGCUGUCGGUGAUGGCCUAUGACCGUUAUGUAGCUAUUGCGAAUCCUUUGCUUUAUACGGUAGCCAUGUCUAAGAAGACCUGUGUAGGACUGAUGAUUGGAUCGUGGGUAGGUGGGACAAUGAAUUCAUUAGUUCACACAAUAAGCUUGAGUCGCUUGUCCUUCUGUAGGCUGAAUGUUGUCAGUCACUUUUUCUGUGAUAUUCCCUCACUCCUGAAACUGUCAUGUUCAGAUACUUCCAUGAAUGAGAUGUUACUCUUAACAUUCUCCGGAGUUAUUGCCAUGGCGACCUUCUUGGUUGUGAUCAUUUCUUACGUGUUUAUUGUUUUUGCUAUCCUGAGGAUCCGCUCGGCAUCAGGCAGGAAGAAAGCCUUCUCCACCUGCGCCUCUCACCUGACUGCGGUGUCCAUAUUUUACGGCACCUUAAGCUUCAGUUACAUUCAACCGAGCUCCCAGUAUUCAGUAGAACAGGAGAAGGUGGUUGCUGUGUUCUAUACACUCGUGAUUCCCAUGCUAAACCCAUUGAUUUACAGUCUGAGAAACAAAGAGGUAAAGGAUGCUGUGAAGAGGGCGAUAGAAAUGAGACAUUUCCCCUGUAAACUUUAA